This is a messenger RNA of Symbiodinium sp. CCMP2456, 11013 nucleotides long. NCBI's taxonomy places the organism in Eukaryota, Dinophyceae, Suessiales, Symbiodiniaceae. The record is from the annotation of a GenBank genome assembly.
UUGCAAAUCAAAGAGAACAGCGAGGGGGAGGAGAGCAUCCUCGCAGGAGACUCCGACUUCCGCAAGCUCUCCAUCGUCUUGAUCGUCACGUGGUUCCCCUUCCCGCUGUGGUUCAGCUUGAGUGUGGAGGGAUUUUCGGUCAUCACUGAUGGCUUCAUCAUCGAAAUGGGCUGGGUGAUAUUGAACAUCGUGUCGAAGUUCCUUUUCAUCAUCAUGAUGCAGCGAUACAAGAUGAUCCACCAGCGCAAGAUCGAGGCGGCCCGAGAGCUGUAUGGCCUGUCUCCUUCCGAUGACGUCAACGAGGAAGAGCUGAAGAAGCAAGCGCUCACCAACGGGGUUGCAAAUGGAGGCAUCAACGCCGAGGCUUACGGCCUGGGCCAGGGAGAGGAGGCGCAGAGCGAGUUGAAGCUCGUUGAGCUGGUGGCCGAGACGAUGGGGCCAUUUUGUAGCUUCCAUCUCAGCACAAAGACCAUGUCCCGCGUUGCUGGCAUCGUGUUCGCUGCCUCCCUGGCCCUCUACGGUGCCAGCUGCUUCAUCGUGCCUGCGACUCUUCCGAAGGGCGCACCUCAGACUGAGUCGGGUGCUGUGGUGGGACAGCCAAGCGCCAUCAACGGCACUCCACAGUCAGCUUCCUGGAGCCCGCUUGCUGUCGGUGCAGCCCUGGGGCUUCUGAUCGCCGUGGCUACUGGCCGACCUGCUUUUGCUGCGGACCUGGAGAACGGUGAGGCUAUCUUCAACGGCAACUGCACUGCCUGCCACGCGGGUGGGAACAACUCCAUUGUGGCGGAGAAGAAGCUUAAGAAGGAAGCCCUGGUCCAGUACGGCAAGUACGACGUUCAGGCCAUCAUCACCCAGGUGACCAACGGCAACGGCGCCAUGCCUGCUUUCGGUGAGAAGCUGGGUCCCGAUGACAUCGAGGACGUGGCCAACUACGUCUACAGCAAGGCUGACAAGUGUCAUGUGACGCCCUGGAUUCCCACGUCUCUGAACGCCCGUUGGCAUCGCAGCAACGUGGUGUUCUGGAAGUGCACUGGAUUUGAUGAUGCCAAUGCCUAUGGCGUCAUUGUUGACCCCCAGCUGCCUGCUUUGGGACAACACAUGGGUUCGAGAACAUUCAGGUCCACGACGUCGAAGAUAGCAUGGAGCCUCCGGUUCCAGAUGCCCAUGCGGGUCGGACAGAUCUACGUUACUUUUGGCUCAGUUGCCCCUUGCUGGCGCGACACACAAGACCAAUGGCAAGCAGAGAUGCCGACCCCAAGCUUCUGUAGUGGCGUUUGCAGAAUUGCUGGGCAGUUCGCACCGGGUGCGAACUUCAAUGUGGCGGAGUUCUUUUCAGGAUACAUGGGAGGCUGGGCUGCGGCUGCAGAAGAACUCCCUCACUGGGAUGUUCAGGUGGCUUUGGACAACGACAAAGCGGCAGUGAGUUGCUACUGCCUAAACCACCCCGGACAGGUGGUACAUGACCCGGCACACCUUGGCUUCCCGAUUAGCGAUCAGAGAUUGAUCAUCUGCUCUGACUUCGAGAACCUGGCAUGGACGAACGCCUUCAACUUCAGGAAUGUUAACACCUUUUCUGUUUCUGCGCCGUGCCAAAGCUGGUCAGGAAUGGGGACCAAAUCUGGGUCCGCCUCUGAAAAUGGUCGGGUCCUGAUCCGGACUGUACAAGCAGCAAGGCUUCUGCAACCUGCUCUGGUAAUGGUCGAACAAGUGGCGGGAUUCAGACAGCACCCUGAAUUCGAGCAGUUUAUCACCACGAUGCAGGAGGCAGGUUUCCGCCUCAUGGCCAGUUCCAUUCAUGACUUGGAGCUCUUGUCUUACACUACAAGGCGGCGAUGGUUUGGAAUUUUCUUGAAUACAGUGCAUGUUCGACAAUGGGAGCAUGUGGGUAGAUGGCUUCAUCCGAUCCUCAGGGAGAAGCACACCUAUCAGCCCAGCUACCACUGCAUCACUGUUAUGACAGAAAGUCAAAGAGCAAUCGUCACGAUCUCUGAGGAGGACUUCCAGAUUAUGAAUGACCCGGGCCUACUGCCAAAGUGGACUAGGCAUGCUCCCGGCGCCCAGUCAGGUGCCAUGCACUUUAGGGUGCAAGGGGUGGGCAUGAUCUGGCCGACAAUCCCAGCGUCCUACAGAUCCUCGGUGUCCUUCGGCAGGGACUACCUCACUGCUGGAGGCCUCAUGACUUGGGUCAUCAGGGAUGCUUAUGGUGAUGUCAGAUGGGCUAGUAAGUUUGAGGCUGCUCGGGCCCUUGGCUUCUCGGUGCAGACCAUACUACCGGUGGAAGAAGAUGAAGGAUUCAAAGCAGUGGGCCAGUCCAUUUCUCCUCUGCAGGCUGCUUUGGUUAUGUGCCAAGCGCAGGAAGUCUGCCGCUUGCAAGGGCACGACACUCCGUCGCAAGGCUUCGCGGAGGUGGUCGAGGAGCUUCGUGGCAAGCAAGGCCCCAUGGACACCUUUUACAUCCGAAGCCACGGGCUACACCAUGAGUGUUUGGCUUCGAGGCUUCCUACGCCUACACAGGUGGAAAUUCGGUGUCCUCACUGCCAUGCAACAACUGAUCAACCUCUGAUCUUGGCCUGCCCCAAAUGUUGUAUGGUUGCUUGCCACCGGUGCCUUACAGACACAUGCCUGGACUCCCACUUCAGGGUGGUGCAAGAGUGCACGGAGCAGCAAGAGCUGGAGGAGCUCAACAGGCAGUACCGGCCCCCGGCCACAGGCGUUCGGCUGUUCAAGCUUGUCCGUGUCGAGACUGGUUUCUUCGAAGACCUGGAGUGCGAUGUGGCACAAUCAGUGGGGCAGGUGUACCUCUACUGUGACCUGCCACAAGGAUCCAUAUUCUUCAAGGAUCAGAUCAUGGUGAGAGAUGACUACCCCCCGCAACACGGAGAUGUGUUACAUGCAAUGCGCAAUACAAGGACUGAUGAUGCUUGCCCACUGUGCCAUACCUUUGCUAUGAACACACAGCUCCGGCUGUGUUUGAUGUGCAAGCGAAUUGGCUGUGCAUUGUGCAUUGCGGACAAGUGCGCACGGUGCACUGGCGGAGCCUUGUCCUGCCGGACGUGCCACGAACGGGUGGCAGACUCCUACAUCAGGGCCCUCCAUGAACAGGCGUCACUUCGCCUUGAGCAUGAUAUACAGCCUCAGCUUCCGGAAUGGGACUGGACACUGUCUUGUGACAUCGAAGGAGAGUGGGAGCUGCUUACAGUGCUGGCCUACCCAGUGGGAAGGGCCACAGUCAAGAGGAGCCUUUUCCACAAUGCGGCCCACAUCAUCGAUACAGUCAACAAGAUGGGCUACGACCUGCCCAACGAAGUGCAGCUUUUCUGGGGUGACUCCACUACCCCAAAUUUGCUCAAGGCUAUCGAGGGAUAUAUUUUGGUGGUUCCAACCAAUCAGCUGGGCAUGGGCAGGAUUCCCAUCAUCUGCAGAACCCACAAAGGGGAACAAAUCAAGAUGUGCCCUCCAACACAGCCGGUGAGUGCAUGGGCCCGAUCCAUGAUGACACCUGAUGAGAGGCAGGCUGGCUACAAAGUUCUGUAUCGCCAACAAGUUCUUGAUGGGACAACAACGCUGACCCUCACCACGGGUGACAUCCUUACCAAGAUCCCGGCGUGGAAGCAACAGAGCCGGUCUCUUGAUUUUCCAGAGGAAGGCUUGAGAUUGUUGGAUUCGGUCAUGAGCCCAGCGCCCCCGGAGCCCUUGCAAACUGCUGGGUUAGGAGGCUCAGUUCCUGGAACAAUCACAAAUUGGUGUGGAGUGGUGAUGUUAUCUGGUGCCUUCCAGCCUCUACCUGUCCCCUUUCCUGGACAGACUUGGGAGCAGUGGACUGCACAUCCGCCGUUACCACCGAUCGACACCAUCUGGGCCACGUCCAAUGGAAAACAUUUGGACUCAGAUCAACCCCUGGAAGGCCGGCCAAUUCUGCUACGCCUUCAUGUCCGAGUGCGAGGCGGUGCCAAGGCCAAUGGAAAGCACGAUGUUGUGGCCAAGAAGCUGGCAGCGCACCUGCAGACAAAAGGUGUUCCUGCAGACGAAGCCCCCAACAGGGCAGAGGCAGUUAUCAGUGCUUUGGGGCUCUCGCGGCCGGGACCAAAAUCCGCCUUGUCAAGCCGGAAGAGCUCAGGCAGAGGGCCAAAGCCCCAACCUCGAGAAGUCUCCGAGGCUCCGAUCAGCCUCAUGCCAGGAUUCUUCUUGGAUGCAGAUGCCCAGCCCUUACCAAUCCUGCCACACUUGGUUGCCGAAGGAAAAGGCGUCGCACUUCUCAAUGUGGAAGAGACCCAGACGCACGCAUCGGCCAACUACCUGCUAUCUGAAGAAGAAUUGGCUGCAGUCGUUGUUUCCCCGACGCCCCCUGCAACUGGUCAAAUGCCUUGCAGACCUAUUUCCUUUGCAGCAAUGCAUGGAGACCAGAAAGUCUUGCUCAGAGGCUAUGUGGUGGAUUUUGGCCAGAAGCAGGCAAAGCUAAAAGAAGCCAUCCACAGGGUCACUGUCGAGCUGGAAAACAUGGCUACGAUCGCUAUGGAAGUGAGACGUGAAUAUCAAGCUUCUUGGGACGCGGUCACCAGGAACCCGCUCCGAUAUGCAUGGUCUAUGGUGGACGGACUUCAGGCUGCAACUGCCACUACGUGGUCUCGAAAGUACUUUGCUGGAAGAAAGGAAGCUGCAGCUGAGUCAGCGACCACGUGGCACUGCUUUGCCAAGAUCCCGGGCAAUGGGAUCGACCAAUUUCUGGUCCAAUCUGGGAAAGGAGGUGUCUUUCUCAUCCCCAAGUCCAAUGGCGAGACUUCCUUAGCCGGACAUUUCAGGGUCAUAUGGCUUGACCACACGGACCUGGAUCGUGCAUCUACAGUUCAGCGGACCCACCCUGACAUCCUGGGACUGGUCCGGGGAAGAGAAACGCUGGGAGUUCGAGUUCGCGCAUCCAAUUAUUCUUCUACGAGGAAGAAGAUUGAGCCUGCCUGGUGCCCUCAAGGAUUGCUCACUGAUUUGGUGGUGGAGGUUCGCUGGAACGUCGCACCACUACCACCUCAUACAGACAAAGCUGCAGUGCAGCGCAUAAUCAAGGAGCUCAAGUGGAAAGCGGUUCCACUCAAACAACUAUCUUCGACAACUUGGGUUGUGGGAGCUUCCGAAGCAGACCCUGCACCCACGGACGUCUUUGACUUCGACAACAAGCCCGUGCUGAUAACACGCCAGACGGUUCGUCAAGCGAACCUUCCCGAACAGAUGGUGUUAGCAGCCCCGCCGGCAAGCAAGAAGUCUUUGGUCUCCCGCUUCACCGCUGGAAGAUGGCAAGCGCCUGCCAUUCAGUCUCACCAGGACUCUUCGAUGGAGUCCACUCCAGGGCCACCGGUCACGGCCAGAUCUCUACUGGCUGAGCUACGUGAUGAAGUCAAUCAACGCCUUGGAGAUUUUCAGGCCCAAGUACAACAGGCUGUUAAUGUGGUCAACGAGAAGGUGCAGGAAGCCCAGCAAGCAGCAACUACCUGUACCAUGGAAACGGAGGCCAUGCUAUCUCGCCAGGAACAACGCGUUUCCCAGCUGGAGUCCUCGGUGCAAAGCCUCAGCAGCCAGAUCGUCACAAAGACAGACUUGCAAGACGCUCUCAAGGCUGCUAUGGAGCUCCAGAGCAGGGAAAUUAGGCUCUCAGAGUCGGGUGACGGGAAUGGGGCCGAGGGCAGUACCAAUGGCACUGUUUCAAUCAUGUUGUCUAUGACGGCAAUUCAGCUGGAGAUUUACGUGUUUGUGUGCCUCAAUGCCAAGGUUCGGGUUAUUUCUGUGUAUGGUUACCACUCUGGUAUCAAAGACUCUGUUGCCAAGAACGAUGUGCUCAUGACUAAAAUUCUUCAUCGUGCUCAAUCAUUUCAGUUGCCGGUCAUCAUCGCUGGAGAUCUGAAUUGUGACAUCAACCAACUGGAGUCGUGGCAAUCUGCUGUUGCUCGUGGUUUUGUUGACAUUGCAGCACGUCAAGCUUCUCUGAUGGGUGCGGAGCCAGAACCUACCUACAAGGGACAUAGUCGCCUUGAUUAUAUCUUGUGCAACAGGGCAGCUGCCACUGUGUUUCAGUCAUUGAUUGUCGAUCCAUGUGGGUUCUCGGACCAUGCUGUUCUUUCGGCCUCAUUUGAUUGGGACAUGUAUCAACCGGUCGUGCCUCGGUGGUCUUUUCCUCGAGCCCUUGACGACAACCCAAGGAUUCUCGCAGCUGUCUCACAGUUGGAACCUUCGUCCAGUCUCCUUCAGGAGUUUCAGGAAGCUGUCAGCUCGGCUGAUACCCACAAUGCACUUCAGGUGUUUGCUAAAGCCUUUGAAGACAAGAUUGAUAGAGCCCAUCGUCAAGUCUUUCACACCCCGGCGCCCCCGAAGUUGCUGGGUCGCACUAGAUGUAAGAUCCAAUGCAAAAAGGACAAGCCUGUGACGGUGGAUCCGGCUUCGCAAUCCGCGUCGGAUGGUGUCAAGGCUUUCUGUCUUGAUAAGGCAUACCGAUGGGCACAAGAACUUCAAGCACUUCGCUUGAAGAACAAGGACCUGCCCAAACGGCAUGUUCUCUGGAAGCACCUGUUACAGUGUGAAGGGUUCUGUCCAUGCUUCUCAGAAUGGCUUCUGAAUCAUGACGUGGUUCCAUGGAUUCCAUUUCAGUUGCCUGAUGAUGAAUGGCUGGAUCGUGUAGUACAGGCGCUGGGUUAUGAGUGCAAAAUUCUCCAACAACUGCAGAGCAAAGAAAAGAACGCUAGGAUUGCCAGAGCGAUGCGAGCUGAUUGGUCCAAGGGUGGGCGACUCCACUCCGCUUCAAUCAAACCUGUACCACUUGGGACACUGGAUUCCUUGAUGGUGGUCCAAGAGCGCCCUUUUACUUUGCUCAGGUGCCAUAAAGACAAGGCAGCUCAAAUUUCUUUUCUGGAUGACACCCCUACCCCCCCGGGGGCGCAAUUGACCUUUCCUACGUCAGAAGGCCCACGCAAUGCAGCUGUUACAAAGGUGGUGGGAUCCAAAGCUCAGCUGGACAUUUCAGCGUCGGCGGCUAUCCGAUCUUUGAAGACAGUGCAACAGAAGGUGUGGUCUACAGAUACUGGGUAUAUUGCUUCGCAAGUACAGUCGUUCUGGAAAACUUUCUGGCAGCCUGACAGUGGACCGGAUAUGGGCCAGGUUACACAAAUGGUGGAGUGCUUGCCCCAGAUCCCUCAAUUUGACGAUACCGUUUGCCCUCAGGAAGUUGCCUACGUAAUCGCCAAGAUGCCCGCUGGCAAAGCAAGAGGGAUGGAUGGUUUUUCUGCUGGUGAACUCAAGGCGUUGGGACCACGGGAGCAUGGUAUGCUCGCCCAAAUCUUCAAUCUCAUCACUCAGACGGGUGAGUGGCCGCAGGCGCUCCUUUCAUCUUUUGUGGCACUUCUUGCAAAGGUACCACAGCCUCAAACACCAAAGGACGCAAGGCCCAUUACUGUCUUGCCUACACUUUACAGGCUCUGGGGCAAGAUCAUGGGGAUGAAGAUUAUGCAAGCGCUGCUUCCCUUUUUGCCGGAUGACUUGUUUGGCUCGGUGCCAGGAAGGUCGGCAUGCGAUGCAGCAUGGGAACUUCAAGCUAUGCUGGAGCAAGCCGCAUCAGACGACCAGCAAACCUUGGGAGUCUCGCUGGACCUGUCAAAGGCAUACAAUACUAUUCCACGUCAGGUUGUGGCUGCUUUGGCUGAUCGGUGUGGCUGGCCUCCUAGCCUAAAAAAUGCCUAUCUGAACUUCCUUGGAAGUUUCCAUCGUUUCUUCAAGCUGCAUGGAGGGUUUCAUAGCCCAACUCACAGUACCAAUGGAGUCCCUGAAGGCUGCCCCAUUGCUGUGCCAGUGAUGAUUAUGACUACAUUUCUGGUCACAAACUGGACUACAGCGAGCAAUGACACAGCUCGUUUUCUGAGUUAUGUCGAUAACUGGACGCUGCUUGACAGGUCAAUUCAUGGGCUUAACACUGGUCUUGACAGAGUCUUUCAUGCCACUCAGUCGUUGGCGCUUUUGCUUAAUCCUGAUAAGACCAGAGCCUUCGCUACCACUGCUGGGCUUCGAUGUCAGCUUGGCAAACUGGUAUUCGCUGGUCACCGAGUCAAGGUCUGCCACUCUCAUGAUGAUUUGGGAGUCUGUUUUACUUCUACGUUGAAACCGACUUCCUGCAGCCUACAACAGAGACUGAAGUCCAAUGAGGCCAAGCUGAAAAAGCUACAGGCAAUGCCAUGGACAGCACAACGAAAGGUCGAGGUGCUCAACCGCACUAUUUGCCCCUCAUUGCUGCAUGGAGUGUCCUGGGCUUCAACUCCUGCCACGUACAUUGCAACGCUGCGUGGCAAGUUUUCGGCUGCAAUUUGGGGCCAAGAUCAUCAUCGAGACCACUUUCUGGGUCCCCUGUUUUCUCUGAAACAGACCUACGAACCAUACAUCCGCAUAUUCAAGCUGCGAAUGGCAGACAUCCGAAGAGCUUUUGCCAGGAAUCCUGCCAAGACUGUCUUCAUCUGGAAUGCAGUGGUGGCCUCUCCUAAAGGCAAUGGGCCUAUACGCUACCUGAUUGAGAUGUGUGGUCAAAUUGGGAUACUUGUGCAGCCAGACUUGCAACUAUGGUUCCCAUCUGGAGCAGUGAAUCACUUGUGUCUGGCGGCUGUUGCCCAUCUUACAGAGCAGGUCACGCAAGCAUGGCUUUGUCAUGUAGCAGUCAAGCUUCAAGAUAAAGACGGUCUGGAAGGUCUACAAGCAAUUGACUUUGCUUUCUCCACCAAGCUUCGUCAUAUUACAAAGGUGGAGCCGCAUAUCUUGGGGUCCUUCACUUCCAAUGCAGCUGUCCCUACGAGAAUCAAGAAAAAGUUUCUGCCGGUGCAUGAGACAGUCUGUAAACAUUGUGGUCAGGAUGAUGAUGCAACGCAUCGGUUGCUGCACUGCCCCUUUUAUGCAGCAGCUCGUCACAAUUUCCCUGUGCAGGAAGCUGAGCAAUGGCCUAGACUGCUCACCGAAAGAGGCCUCUCUCGUAAGCCAACUUCUCUGCAAGCUUGGGAGCAGCUUAAUGAUGAUCGACCGUGGCCUCCUAUGCCCGAGUGCUUGGACCAGGACAUGCAUCUUUUCACAGAUGGGUCUACUGACGGUGGUAACGCAAUUCCGAGAUCUGCUUGGUCUGUCGUCAUGAUGGAGCCAGGUUCCUUUGACAAUGCUGUGGUCCAAUCGGGACCUCUGCCUGGAAAGCAGUCCAAUUAUCGUGCAGAGUUGUUUGCAGCACUGGCUGCUAUCCAUUCAUCUCCAUCCGCAACUUUGUACAUUGACAAUUCUUCCGUGGUGCAGGGUCUUCAACGUCUUCAGAAAGAUGGAUGGGAUCUUUUUUAUUGGGCAAAAAACACAGAGGUGGAGCUGUGGUCUCUACUUUGGAAGACCCUCAAGGCUAAGAAUCCUUCUGCUUGGAGCUUUGUCCAUGUGAAGUCGCACCGAUCUUACAAGGAAGAGCCAGAUGACUUUGCAGCCUGGACAGCUUAUGGAAAUGAUCAAGCUGACAAGGAGGCGAAAAGAGCAAACAAGACCAGAGAAGCCUCUGAGAGCACAGCUUAUCAUGCAGCUUCAAAAGACUGGAGUUUUCAGGUACAAAGGAUGACACUGCUCGCUUUUCUCCAAAAGGCUGUCUUCCAAGGGAGACCAGCCCAAGAAAUCAAAGACCCUCAGUUCAACAGGAAUCCUUCAACUGAUGAUGGUGCCUCUUUGCAGUUAGGGCGGCCUUUGCCUUCUUUAUCUGUGCUACCAGAGGACACAUACGAGGAUGGUCUCCUGGGUCCAAGGUUUCUUUGGGUGGUGCACAAGUGGUGGUCGGAGCAAAAGUGGUGUGAGUUUUCCUCAGGAAUGAGUAUUGCCGAGCUCUAUUUCUGGUUUUCCGAAUGCACUGGUUGGAUGGCCCCGCAAAACCUGGCCACCUGGAGCCAGACUUCUAUUCCCUUCGAGUGGAAGACAACUGUCCAGACAGCUUUUGCCACUGAGCAGGACUAUGCUUCACUCAGUUUCUCAGAAGUUCCUUUCGCCAAACAAUGUACCGUCUUUCUGCAUGCUUUGAAGUUCUUUGCGCUGAGGCACAGGCUUCAGCUGGGAAUUACAAGGGGACAGGCGCUCUCUUUCCUGGAUUGUUUCGACCCGGUUCCUAUGGUCACAGUGGCACCAACAUGUUUGAUCCAGGUCCGCAAGCUUUUCAGGGAUCGUAUCGAUCGUUGUGCAUUUGCUUCGUCCGAGGAAUCGCCGUGGGCUCUCAUUGAUGCAGCCCAGCGCCGCUGGACAGCGGAGAAGAUGAACAUGGGCCAGGACAGCGGAGGUAACAUCGAGAAGGAAGACCCUUUCAAGAAGCUCCUGGAAGCCAACAAGGAGCGCCUUGGGGUCAAAAACCUGGCGAACUCCCUGCCUGGGAUGCCUGGCAUGUAUUCCGGCCUGAACACCCCUCCCGUGGCGGGCAUGGGCGGCAUGGGCGGCAUGGGCAUGAUGGACAUGGCUGGCAUGGAGGAGCAGAUGAUGUCCGUGAUGAACAAGGUGAUGGUGCCAUUCCAGGACAUGGUCAUGGGUCGGAUGCAGGCCAUGGAGGAGAACAUUCAACGGCAGAUGGAGAUGACGCAGGAAGCCAUCUCCCAGCGUAUGGACUUCUCACAGGUCUCGCUUCUGCAGACCGUCAACGCCUGCCAAGUGCUGCUUCACAAGCUGGACUCGUCGCAGGAGACGGUGAUGCAGAAGAUGGACACGCAAAAGGGCAUUGUGGACCGCAUGGUCGAGUCCUACUCAGGCCUCGUUCAGAACAUCGACAGCGCCAGCGACAACACAAAGAGAUCCCUCCUGGACACGGUCAACACAUCAUCCGCCGUUAUGCUUCAGAAGCUCGACACCACGCAGCAGGAUCUCCUCAAGCAGACUCAUGAGUCUCAUGCCGUACUCCAGGGAGUGGCGCAGUCGCAGACCAGCCUGGCAAAGAAGGUGGAUUCUGGCAACGAGUUCACGACGCGCCGUCUGGUGGAGGUGGAGACCUGCCUGAGCAAGAAG